UCUACCCACCUUCCACCAACUCUGCAGGCACAGCUCCAGCUGUCCGUCAUCAUGGCAUCCUGCCUGCCAGUAAUCUCUCUACUGGUGCUGCUCAUCCUGUCCAGUCCCGGGGUCCAUGUCGCGUCAACCCAACACCUGUGUGGGUCUCACCUGGUUGAAGCCCUCUACCUGGUGUGCGGAGAUAAUGGGUUCUUCUUCAACCCCAAGACCAAGCGGCACCUGGACCCUCUGCUGGGAUUCCUCUCUCCAAAAUCAGGCCAGGAGAAUGAGGUGGACGAUUUCCCCUACAAAGGCCAGGGGGAACUGAAGGUGAAGAGGGGCAUCGUGGAGCAGUGCUGUCACAAGCCCUGCAACAUCUUCGACUUACAGAAUUACUGCAACCUCCGGCCCUCAGCAACCAAAGCCACGCUAUUAAACCAAGAGCCUCUUCUUUCUGAAAGCAUUUAAUGUCAAUCACUUUGUGUUACAUGAAAAGAAAGAAACAAAAAAAGCUAAAUA
This is a messenger RNA of Anguilla anguilla (European eel), 498 nucleotides long. Its product is annotated as insulin-like. Gene Ontology annotation, cellular component: extracellular region. NCBI's taxonomy places the organism in Eukaryota, Metazoa, Chordata, Actinopteri, Anguilliformes, Anguillidae. The coding region runs from base 52 to 447 and encodes 131 amino acids. The record is from RefSeq and is a predicted model, not a curated record. The transcript has 3 exons. Gene Ontology annotation, molecular function: hormone activity.